CUCUGUUGAAGCUGUCUCAAAGAGGAUUGAAACUUUAAGGGAUGAAGAACUGCAGCCGCAGCUUUUAGAAUUAGUUCAAGGGUUGUCUAGGAUGUGGCAUGCAAUGGCAGAAGGCCAUCAAUUGCAAAAGCGUACUCUAGAUGAAGCUAAAAUCUUACUAGCUGGAAUGCCUUCAAAACUGUCAGGAACAAAGAAAUACACUGUAAUGUCACCUUCUUCCCCACACCGACUAGCCCAUUCAGCAGCUAACCUCGAGAUGGAGCUCAGGAAUUGGAGAGCCUGUUUCGAGUCAUGGAUUGUUUCUCAACGAUCCUACGUGCAUGCAUUGACAGGCUGGCUCUUGCGUUGUGUCCGUUCAGAUGCAGACACAUCAAAAUUACCAUUCUCUCCUCGUCGAUCCUCGGGUGCUCCACCAAUAUUCACUAUUUGCAUCCAAUGGUCUAGAUUUCUGGAUACCGUCCUUGAGGCCCCAGUUCUUGAAGGGCUCGAUUUUUUUGCAGCAGGCGUUGGUUCGCUGUAUGCACAGUAGCUAAGGGAAGAUUCUCGCAAGAAUUUGGGUGAAUCAAAAAGGUUUCGAGGCGAACCCGUUGGGGGCAUGGAGAUGGUUGAAGUCGGACAAUUUGAAGAUGAAGUAAUGACAGCAGAAAAAAUGUCUGAAGUAGCUAUUAGAGUGCUAUGUGCUGGAAUGUCAGUUGCAGCGACUUCAUUGACACAGUUUUCGGUUAGUUCAGCCGAAGGAUAUGCUGAUUUGGUGCUGCAGUGGGAUAAUCCGAAGCAGCCACACGGUUCCAAUGGGACGGGAAAAUUAUGUAGGUAGGUAGUAGGAAUUUCAGUGUAAAUUACAUAUAACUAUAUAAGUAGAAGUGGAAACCUUUAAUCUUCUGUUCAGUAUGGAUUCUUUGCUGCUUGUGAAAGAUAAAUGGUUGAGAUUU
Messenger RNA from Olea europaea var. sylvestris, 932 nucleotides. RefSeq lists its product as uncharacterized. The transcript has 2 exons. The coding region runs from base 92 to 529 and encodes 145 amino acids. The record is from RefSeq and is a predicted model, not a curated record. Lineage: Eukaryota; Viridiplantae; Streptophyta; Magnoliopsida; Lamiales; Oleaceae.